AUGUCAGCGCAGCUUCUCGAGGGGCAAGUGCCGUGUCCACCAGCGAAGCUUGCGGCAGCUUUACAGAAGGCUGAGGGAGGAUCCCUCGGCUUACUAGAUGAUGCAGAGCUUCGGAAAGACUUUGCGAAAGCCCUGGAGAGUCCUGAUACCGGCUUCCGCGAGAUCACGGCUGAGUGUGGACCGGUGCUCCUGGACAUCUUCACAAAGGUUGUGCAGGACAAGCUCCAGCGAAUACGAUCCAAAUCCAAGCAGUGGGUGGCAAAGCUUCCGACAGGCGUUGUGAGCUACAAUGCAGUGCUCGAAGCUUGCAAAGACGGGCUGCCGGAGGUGCUCCGGCGAGACUGGGUUCUUUGGCAUUCAGUCGGAAGUGAUCACUAUCCGAAGGAUGUGCCGGCUCUACCUGCAGAAGUGGUGAAUGAAAGGAUCGCUCUUUUGGCUUGUGCUGGCGACACUCCACUGGCAGAUUUCGCUGUGAGGUCGCACGUUCUCGAGAACCUGGACAAGUACCAGUCGUGGGAGGCAUCCAUGAGAGCGAGUCAGCCGAAGGAGCCCUCCAGUGGUGUGAAGCUACCUUUCGAUGCAGCUACGACCAAGCAGGUAACAUUGCGCCGCGCCCUUGGUCAAGCCUUCCCCAUCCAAGUGGCGACGGCGGUUGCGGAGGCCCAGGGUGACUACAAAGAAGUCCUCAAGUCCAUGACUGCGAAAGCACGAGCUUCUGCAGUGCUGCCGAAGUAUGUGGCGCCAAAGGACACAGACAAGGAUCCCAACAAGAAGCGGAAGGUUGGCCCUGCGACCGCUGGAGGUGCUCUUUCUGCGCUGCACAAGUCGACGGAAAGCCAGGAGUAUCGAUGGCACUUGCUGGCCUAUGGUCUCCAUCAUCAAACGACGCUGGGGAGCGCUUCGGCUUCCCGAGGAAGCCAGUCAGGCAAGAUGAAGGUGGAACCUUCGGCGGCGCCGAAGUGUGCAUCGUCUCAAGACAGACCGAAAGGUUUUGCCGGAGUCUGGACUCCAACAG
This is a messenger RNA of Symbiodinium necroappetens, 1015 nucleotides long. The record is from the annotation of a GenBank genome assembly. NCBI's taxonomy places the organism in Eukaryota, Dinophyceae, Suessiales, Symbiodiniaceae.